Aedes aegypti (yellow fever mosquito) is the source of this 1709-nucleotide messenger RNA. Its product is annotated as U4/U6 small nuclear ribonucleoprotein Prp4-like. Lineage: Eukaryota; Metazoa; Arthropoda; Insecta; Diptera; Culicidae. The transcript has a single exon. The coding region runs from base 140 to 1666 and encodes 508 amino acids. Gene Ontology annotation, cellular component: U4/U6 x U5 tri-snRNP complex. The record is from RefSeq and is a predicted model, not a curated record. Gene Ontology annotation, molecular function: protein binding; U6 snRNA binding; U4 snRNA binding. Gene Ontology annotation, biological process: mRNA splicing, via spliceosome.
UGUUUUGACAGCAAAGAAGAAAAACCGAAAAUCGUCAUCAAAACGUUCUGAAACCGCAAACAACGCGCUUCGUUCUCCCAGCAUUUUUCGGCGGAAAGUUAAAUAAAUUGUUAUUUUCUCGUGCUAAGUGGUUGAAAAAAUGUCCGACGACGAAGAGCUAGUGUACGUGAAGCGUCCCAAAACCAUCCACUAUGGUUCCCUGGAGGAUACGGAACGGAGCCGCCAAAUGAAAGACUCCGGAUCCGAUUUAUACUCGGGGGCCGGGAGUUCCAGUGACAUCAUUGGCCAAAUUUACACGUCCAGCGAAUAUUUCGAUCUGGAGAAUGAAGUGUCCAAGGACAAGGCCGCCCUGCUGGAGGAAUUCGAGCGAAAGAAAAAAGCCCGGCAGAUUCAUGUCAGUACGGAUGAUUCGGAAGUGAAGAAAAACUUGCGAGCUUUGAAUGAACCGAUUUGUUACUUUGGGGAAGGCCCUGCAGAACGACGGAUACGUUUGAAAGAAUUGUUGGCCUCUUUGGGUGAGAGUGCCAUACCGCAAAAGAGUGGUAAGGAGGAAGAUAAGAAACAGCAGGUCCACAAGGAGCAGGAAUCAACUUGGUAUCACGAAGGACCGGAAUCACUGAGGAUUGCACGAAUUUGGCUGGCAAAUUAUUCCCUUCCACGGGCAAAGAAGCGCCUGGAGGAAGCUGCCGAACAGCUGCAGCUUCCCAGUGCCACAAAAGCAGGUCGAAUGGUAGAGUUGCAGAAGCGUAUCCAAUCCUUAGCUCCUCUCUGCAGUCAGGUUGGGGACGUGCGGCCAAUUACCAACUGUAGCUUCAACCACGACUCCAGUCUGCUGUUGACCUCGAGCUUGAGUUCCAUGUGCAAGGUGUGGUCGGUGCCGGAUUGUAACCUGGUGCAAACCUUGCGCGGUCAUCAGUUCUACGUCAGCGCCAUUGCCUUCCGGGACGGCAUUGCAACGGACUCAAAAGGGGAAGUGGCCAUGGCUUCCGGUUGUUACGAUGGAACCGUAAAGCUGUGGUCAUUCGAUAGCGAAGAAUCCAUAGCGGACAUUAACGGGCAUGUGCCACAUCGUGUGUCCCGUUUGGCGUUCCAUCCUUCGGGACGCUUUCUUGGCACCGCAUGUUACGAUUCCUCUUGGCGCCUGUGGGAUUUAGAGCAGAAGCAGGAAGUAUUACAUCAGGAAGGACACGCUAAAGCUGUCCAUUGCAUUGCGUUCCAAGUAGAUGGAAGCGUGUGCGUCACCGGAGGUUUGGACGCAUUUGGACGUGUGUGGGAUCUUCGAACCGGUCGUUGUAUUAUGUUCCUUGAGGGGCACCUGAGUGCCAUCUAUGGCGUGGACUUCUCCCCCAAUGGAUACCACAUUGCAACGGGCAGCCAGGACAAUUCCUGCAAGAUUUGGGAUCUGAGAAGGCGCAACCCCGUCUACACAAUCCCAGCACACACGAAUCUGAUUUCCGAUGUGAAGUAUCAGAAGAACGGUGGCCACUUCCUGGUGACGUCCAGCUAUGAUAACACGGCGAAAAUUUGGUCCAACAAGACGUGGCAACCGCUGAAGACCCUGUCGGGGCACGAUAGUAAGGUGAUGAGCAUUGAUAUUUCACCCAAUUCGCAGCACAUCGCCACCACUUCGUAUGAUCGGACGUUCAAGCUGUGGAGCCCUGAAUGAGUUUUGGUUUGGAGAAUAAAGUUUUGUUCGAUAAAUAAAGCUA